GCACCCAGGCGGCAAAUGGCAGGUAUGAGCGAGUUUCGUGGCUUUAGCGACAGGGAAAUAAAGACCCUACAACGGCAGAAGCAGCAGCAGACGAAACAGCAAGAAAUAAAACCAGGACAGGUGGCCUUCAGACCGGCCGAUUUUUCCCGGCCUCGAGCUAAAAUUACCCGGGGCGAGAAGAGUUAUGAUCACAGGGGAACUCCACCUGACGGUACUGCACUGCCGACAACAGCGUAUUUCGUCAAAGAAGCUCAGAAACCACCACUAGCCGCCAAAUCCGACCAAACAAGACCAAACGAGACCAAUACAGGCGAAGAGGAACCAGAGAAAGACCACAGAGGCGACCACCACCCUCCAUCAUCAGUUAGCACAGCAACACAGGAAUCCAUCACGGAGAGCAACUUACCAGAUCUUCAAAUGGAUAAUCAGUAUGUGCAAUAUAGCCUCAUUUGCUUGGCAUUUUUGCGCUGCAAAAUCAGCAUAGCCCACAAUAUGCACCCAAUGGCAUGUUGUAUGUUGAUUGAUAUUUUCCCCCUAUAGAGCUGUAGUUGAAACUAAUCUUGAGUUACUCCAGAGGCAACAGAAAGAGCUGGAACAGGAGAACAAGAAGAAAAAGGCUCUUUUGGAGCAGACACUACGAGAACGGUAUGCCCAGAGUCAGAUGGAGACCAAAAGCUCCAGGCAGUGAAAGGGGAACUGGCAAAGCUAGACAGUCUCCUAAACCGCGACGUAGCAAUACUCAGAGCCAAGAUCGAAGAUGCAGACCGGCAGUACACUGCCACUAGGAAACGCUACGACGCGGCCGAGACGGAAUUUGUAGCUGCUAAACUAGCACUGCACAAGGCAUCAGAGGCCAAGGAGCUACUGUCUGAACACCUGUGUGCCAUAAUCCAACAGAAUGAGCUGCGAAAGUCUGAAAAACUCGCUGAACUUUUGAAAACCCUCGAGCUGGAGAGCCAGUCAGAGGAAAACGCUACUACAAAAGAUCUUUCCGGACUGUUUCAGAAAACGCCGACGCCUGGGAUUAAUAUUUGGCCCCGCGAGAGACUGUGUUCAAAUGAGACUCAUUCUAACAAGAGUGAUGCAAGAACAAUCACUGGUGAUGAUGUAGCUGUCAGCGAUGAUGGUUCAGAAGAAAAGAAGGUUGGAUCUCAGGAGCCAGCAGGCCCUCCUGACUCUUGUCCAACUAGAGAUGAAUCAACUCCAAAGACUGCAGAGAACAGUGGACAUGACAAUAAUAUGCCUUUGAUACUGUUCUGACCAAUGAAAGUGUGUAUGUGG
Geodia barretti is the source of this 1281-nucleotide messenger RNA. Lineage: Eukaryota; Metazoa; Porifera; Demospongiae; Tetractinellida; Geodiidae. The record is from the annotation of a GenBank genome assembly.